Molecule: messenger RNA, 8052 nt
Organism: Oncorhynchus masou masou (cherry salmon)
Lineage: Eukaryota; Metazoa; Chordata; Actinopteri; Salmoniformes; Salmonidae
Product: LIM domain-binding protein 1-like
Exons: 12
Coding region: 3195-4418 (407 amino acids)
Biological process (GO): negative regulation of transcription by RNA polymerase II; positive regulation of transcription by RNA polymerase II; nervous system development
Cellular component (GO): transcription regulator complex; nucleus
Molecular function (GO): LIM domain binding
Source: RefSeq, a predicted model, not a curated record
UGUGUCACUGCGAGUGUGUGUGUGUUAAUAUUCUCUCCUCACCAUUCUUGAUGUUCCUAAGAUAUCAUGUAGUGGAGCGAAGGAAGAGUAGACAUGGGGCUCAGAGGAGUGUGUGUGUGUUUGUCUGUCUGUGCACGUGUGUGUGGUGGACUGUAAGAAUAUUGGGUUUAGAGAGCAGACAUGCUUGAUGGAGAGGGGAGGCUAAAGAGACGAGAGCGCUAGCGUGUGUGUGCAUUUUCUAUUUUUUAUUUCACCUUUAUUUAACUAGGUAAGCUCGUUGAGAACAAGUUCUCAUUUAUAACUGCGACCUGGUGUGUGUUAUUAAUUUAUUAAUUUAUUAAUUAUAUAUAUAUAUACACAUACAUACACAUACAUACAGUUCAAGUCAGAUGUUUACAUACACUUAGUUUGGAGUCAUUAAAACUCGUUUUUCAACCACUCCACAAAUUUCUUGUCAACAAACUCUUGUUUUGGUAAGCCGGUUAGGACAUCUACUUUGUGCAUGACACAAGUAUUUUUUCCAACAACUGUUUACAGACAGAUUAUGUGACUUAUAAUGCACUGUAUCACAAUUCCAGUGGGUCAGAAGUUUACAUACACUAAGUUGACUGUGCCUUUAAACAGCUUGGAAAAUUCCAGAAAAUUAUGUCAUGGCUAAUUUGAGUCAAUUGGAGGUGUACUUGUGGAUGUAUUUGGAUGUAUUUCAAGGCCUACCUUCAAACUCAGUGCCUCUUUGCUUGACAUCAUGGGAAAAUCAAAAGAAAUCAACCAAGACCAUCAGCCAAAAUUGUAGACCUCCACAAGUCUGGUUCAUCCUUGGGAGCAAUUUCCAAAUGCCUGAAGGUAUCACAUUCAUCUGUACAAACAAUAGUACAGAAGUAUAAACACCAUGGGACCACGCAGCCAUCAUACCGCUCAGGAAGGAAGAAGCCACUACUCCAAAAUCACCAUAAAAAAGUCAGACUACAGUUUGCAACUGCACAUGGGGACAAAUAUCGUUUUUGGAGAAAUGUCCUGUGGUCUGAUGAAACAAAAAUAGAACUGUUUGGGCAUAACGACCAUCAUUAUGUUUGGAGGAAAAAGGGGGAGGCGUGCAAGCUGAAGAACACCAUCCCAACCGUGAAGCACGGGGGUGGAAGCAUCAUGUUGUGAGGGUGCUUUGCUGCAGGAGGGACUGGUGCACUUCACAAAAUAGAUGGCAUCAUGAGGAAAGAAAAUGAUGUGGAUAUAUUGAAGCAACAUCUCAAGACAUCAGUCAGGAAGUUAAAGCUUGGUCGCAAAUGGAUCUUCCAAAUGCACAAUGACCCCAAGCAUACAAAGUUGUGGCAAAAUGGCUUAAGGACAACAAAGUCAAGGUAUUGGAAUGACCAUCACAAAGCCUUGAUAGAACAUUUGUGGGCUCAAACUGAAAAAAAUGUGUGUGAGGAAGGAGGCCUACUAACCUGACUCGGUUACACCAGCUCUAUCAGGGGGAAAAGGCCAAAAUUUACCCAACUUUUUGGGGGAAGCUUGUGGAAUUCUACCCAAAACGUUUGACCCAAGUUAAACAAUUUAAAGGCAAUGCUACCAAAUACUGAGUUUAUGUAAACUUCUGACCCACUGGGAAUGUGAUGAAGGAAAUAAAAGCUGAUAUAAAUCAUCUCUGCUAUUAUUUGACAUUUCACAUUCUUAAAAUAAAGUGGUGAUCCAUACUGACCUAAGAUGGAAUUUUUACUAGGAUUAAAUGUCAGAAAUUGUGAAAAACUGAGUUGAAAUGUAUUUGGCUACGGUGUAUGUAAACUUCCGACUCCGACUGUUAUACACUACCGUUCAAAAGUUUGGGGUCACUUAGAAAUGGCCUUGUUUUUGAAAGAUAACUGAUUUUGUUUUGUCAAAUUUUAAAGUAACAUCAAAUUGAUCAGAAAUACAGUGUAGACAUGGUUAAUGUUGUAAAUUGCUAUUUGUAGCUGGAAACGGCAGAUUUUUUAAAAUGGAAUAUCUACAUAGGUGUACAGAGGCCCAUUAUCAACAACCAUUACUCACUCCUGUGUUCCAAUGGCACAUUGUGUUAGCUAAUCCAAUUAGCUAGUUUUAAAAGGCUAAUUGAUCAUUAGAAAACCCUUUUUUCAAUUAUGUUAGCACUGCUGAAAACUGUUGGUCUGAUUUAAAAAGCAAUAAAACGGGUCUUUCUUUAGACUAGUUGAGUAUCUGAAGCAUCAGCACACUCAUGUACUUGUCGUUUUGCUCAGUUGUGCACCGGGGCCUCCCACUCCUCUUUCUAUUCUGGUUAGAGCCCAUUUGCGCUGUUCUGUGAAGGGAGUAGAACACAGCGUUGUAUGAGUUUUUUUCUUUUCUUUCAAAAACAAGGACAGUUCUAAGUUACUCAACUUUUGAACGGUAGAAUGCAUGUGUUUGUGUGUGUGUGUCAGAGGAGGCUGGUCGGAAGAGCUAUAGGAGGACGGGCUCAUUGUAAAGGCUGGAAUGGAAUUAAUGGAACUGUAUUAAACACAUCCCAAAAAUAUGGAAACCACAUGUUUGCCUCCUGUCCAUUGAUUCCAUUCCAGACGUUACAAUGAGUCCGUCCUCUUAUAGCUUCUCCCACUGUGUGUGUCUGUGUGUCUCCAUUGGUCUCCAGUGUCGCAGUGCUCCAGGAGGGCUUUGCAUUUUUAAUCAAUGCUGACUGUAGUGAUUAACACUGCUGUUCUACACACGGAUGCAAAACAGAGGGAGGACAAGGGAGAGAGUGAGAGGGAGUGUUUUUGAGGUUAUUCCUAUUUACACGAAUGAACAUUACAAAUGGACGCUCAAAUCAAUGAACUGCACAUCAAGGCCACCAAUUAAAUACGAGAGCCGGCACUGGCUGAUCAAUGUUUGCAAAGCACAUAGCCUCUGCGUGGCAUCAUACAUUUAGAACAAAAAACAGGAGAUUUCCCCUUCUGUUGCCCUGUAUAAUCAUGUUGUUGCUCUGUACAAGCACUGAUACGUUUGCCACAAUAAGCCAUUUCAACAGACCUAUGGUUUGUCUCCUUCUCUCUCAUAUCUUUCUCCGCCCACCAGUGUUGCAAUUUGCAUAUUAAUGAACCAACCAGUGCACUCUAUUUCCUACUUCCUGAUUCUCAGAGAGGGAGACAGCGAGAGAAAUGUGUCCAUGCGUACGGAGGGAGGACUGAAGGCAGCUGUUUCCAGCAGAGCAGAGACCUACAACAUGUGAGAAGAUGUCUGUUGGAGGCUGCGCUUGCCCGGGCUGUUCGUCUAAGUCGUUCAAGCUGUACUCCCCCAAGGAGCCCGGCCCUAACGGCAGUGCCUUCCCCCCCUUCCACCCCGGCACCAUGCUGGACAGGGACGUAGGGCCAACACCAAUGUACCCCCCGUCAUACCUAGAGCCUGGCAUGGGGAGACCAACACCAUACGGCAACCAGACAGACUACAGGAUAUUUGAGCUCAACAAACGGCUACAAAACUGGACAGAGGACUGUGACAAUCUCUGGUGGGAUGCCUUCACCACAGAGUUCUUUGAGGAUGAUGCCAUGCUCACCAUCACCUUUUGUCUGGAGGACGGGCCUAAACGAUACACUAUCGGCCGGACAUUGAUCCCGCGGUACUUCCGGAGUAUCUUUGAAGGCGGCGCCACUGAGCUGUUCUACACAUUGAAGCACCCUAAAGAGUCCUUCCACACAAACUUUGUGUCUCUGGACUGUGACCAGUGCACCAUGGUUACACAGAACGGCAAGCCCAUGUUCACACAGGUGUGUGUGGAGGGCCGUCUGUACCUGGAGUUCAUGUUUGACGACAUGAUGAGGAUCAAGACGUGGCAUUUUAGCAUCAGACAACACAGAGAAGUCCUGCCUCGCAGCAUACUGGCCAUGCACGUGCAGGACCCUCAGAUGCUGGAUCAGCUGGCUAAAAACAUCACAAGAUGUGGCCUGUCCAACUCCACACUCAACUACCUCAGGCUGUGUGUGAUCUUGGAGCCGAUGCAGGAGUUGAUGUCCAGACACAAGACCUACAGUCUGAGUCCCAGAGACUGUCUCAAGACCUGCCUCUUCCAGAAGUGGCAACGCAUGGUGGCCCCACCAGCUGAGCCAGCCAGACAAGCGCCCAACAAGCGGAGGAAAAGGAAGAUGUCUGGCGGAAGCAACAUGAGUGCUGGUGGAGGAAACAACAGCAAGAAGAAGAGUCCUGCAAACAACUUCCCUCUCUCCACACAGGUACCUGACGUGAUGAUGGUGGGCGAGCCCACACUGAUGGGAGGGGAGUUCGGAGACGAAGAUGAACGUCUGAUCACGCGGCUGGAGAACGGCCAGUUCGACACGGCCAACGGAGCGGGGGGCCUGGAGGAUGAGGACAGUUUUGGUAGCUCCCCUGCUCUGGGGGGCGCACACUCCCCCUGGAACAACAAGACGCCCAGCAGCCAGGACAGCAAGAAUGACGCACAGUAGAGCCACAACCAUAAACCCUAACUCACCACCCAGAUACGCUACUCAUCUACCUGCAAAAUGAAUCCCACUCACGCUCUCUCUCGCACAUGCUCAGUGGUGCUCAACCCUGGCCCUCUUCCCCUUGAUCAUCAGUGCUAGGCCUGACUCUGUUCUGUUUGUGUGUGUGAGGGAGGGAGCCUGUGCUUACUGGUCAGAGUGUUUGAGUCAGAGCUGGGUUCGGCCGUCUAUGAUCAGUGCUAGCCAUGUUGGCCAUUUUGCUGGCGGACAUAUUGGCGGGUUCUUGUUCCAACCUCGGGUCUCUGGGUGUGUUGCCUUGACAGCGUACCUCUAUUUCUGUUGUGCUCACCUCCACAGGGAAGGAAUACUUAGUUUUAUUUAUUAUCUCUUAGAUUUUAGCAGAGUAAAACGUAUUGUGUGCACUACAGCAUAAAUCCAACGUUCAGUUUUUAAAAACUAAAUUAUUUGUUUUGUAGGACCUGGUUGGAACAAAAACCUGUACACUGCCGGAGCUUGAGGACCGGAGUUGAGAACCGCUACGCUAAACCUAAAACACACAACACGCAUGCAACACAUACAUACACACACACACACACACACACACACAACUCGCUCGCACGCACACACACAGACACUCUGAGGUACUGGAGAGAGGUCCUACUUCCCCACCUGGACCAGAGCACCAGGCCAUACAGAAGUGGGUUUUAAUUUUCUAUGUUUUUAGUUUGAUUUAAAUUUUUUAUUUUUAUAUCAAUUUCUAAAAAUGAAACAGAUGAGCAAACAAAUAAAUGAAACAAAAAUGCACCCCAGAAUAUUCUUUACUGUUUUCCACUAUCGUCAAUCUAUAUUUCUUAUGAAUUGAUGGUGUAUUUUGUUCUUUUUAUUAUGGAUUAUAUAAAGAAAUUGUAAAGCAUCAGAAACCUGUGACUGGAGAGGAGAAUCUACGGUAUGUAACUGUAUAAAUAUUACUGUUAGAUAAUUUGUAUUCUUGUCAUUAAGAUCUACAUCUAUGUAAUAUUGAAUUGUCUAUGCCUGAUACAGUAUGUUGCCUGUCAGUGUCAGACAUGGUAAUGACAUUAUAACAAAUCCCAGUGAUUCGGAUCUGAAGGGAAAAGCCACCUCUUUUAAUGUCCAAGCCUGCACCUUAAAUGGCACCAUAUUCCCUGUGAACUACUUUUGACAAUGACCCAUAGGGCUAUGGUCAAAAGUGGUGCACUAUAUAGAGCAGUGGUUCUCAACUGGUUUGUCCUGGGGACCCAAUUUGAACCGGGUCUGUCGCGGUCCAAUAUUUGCAUUGCGUUGUUUGUUGUUGCCAAAAUGCAUGCUAUUUUCAAUGCUAUAUUGAUAGUAAAUGUAUCAAUUAUAUGACAAGGGAACUGCAGUCCCACCUAAAUUUCAAUUUUGCCCCUAUUCUUGAAGAAUGUUAAACUCGUUUGAGAUGACAAAAUCAACCCAAUCUGCUAAAUAGUGCUGCUAAUAACUCUAUAUUGAAAAUACUGUGGUUUUAAGACAUAGUUGAGAUUAAAUUAAAUAUAGGUUAAUUAUAAUUGUUUGUUGUUUAACUUCAGAUUUGAGGAUGUAUUUUAUUUUUUCACUCACACUCAUCCGACCUAUUCAAAACCUCACGAGACCCACCAGUUGAGAAUCGCUGAUUUAGAGGAUAGGGUGCCUGUUGAGAUCCAUCCUAACUCCCUGUCUACUUAUCUGCUCAGUACCUCAUGUCCACAUCUCAGACAGUACAGACACGUAUUUUCUCUCUCUGAUAUGUUACGAAAACUUUUGAAGACAAUUUUGGCAUGGCAAUGUAAGAUAUAAGAAAACAACACAUUUUGUAUUGGCUUGCGUUUCCCAAUAAUUUGUAAUCACUAUUUUUGAAAGCUACAAACCAAGAAGCUACUUUGCAAGAUCCUUUUAAAUAUUGAUCCCCGAAUAUGCUAGUUUGUUUGUAUUAAUAAUUUUGUGCGCUUUUUCCUCUUAUGUUUGUGUCUUUGUGCUUGUAUAUUUAAGGUAGUUUCUGUAUAAUUGUUAUUCUACGUAUCCUUCCUUAGAUAAACACCCUAUGGCAUCUCUCCAAUGUAAAGAUACAUUUUUUUCUCCAUUUAAAAAAAAAAAACUGUUUGGUGGUUGUACCCUUGAAUGCAAUUUCCAUUCACGAGAGCUGGCUAUGAAUUUUUGUUCUACAUAAUUGGGUCGGCAGGGUAGCCUAGUGGUUAGAGCGUUGGACUAGUAACCGGAAGGUUGCAAGUUCAAAUCCCUGAGCUGACAAGGUACAAAUCUGUCGUUCUGCCCCUGAACAGGCAGUUAACCCAGUGUUCCUAGGCCGUCAUUGAAAAUAAGAAUUUGUUCUUAACUGACUUACCUAGUUAAAUAAAGGUAAAAUAAAAAAAAUACAAUUUAUUUAUUUUGAUACCGAUGCCAAUAGCUAGGUUUCCAUCCACUUUGCGACAGAUUUUCAUGCGAAUAUUCUAAAAUCUGCAUAAAUCAAUAUGCGCAUUUUCCUACCAGAGAUGUUUCCAUCAAACUGACGUUUUGCUCAUAAAAGGCUUUGCGCGAUGACGUAGCAGACAAAAACUAACUUUUGCAGUUAAUUCCCAUGUAUUCAAGUUCAAUCGGUUUCCAUUACAUUUUCAACUCUACUAAUGGUUUUGUCACAAACAUUGUUGCGUUUAUAUAGCAAAUAUGCACGCUCUGGUUUUGACACGUGCACUCCAGCCAACAGCUCACAGAUAGUGCGGGUAGGCUACCUACAUAAGAUGAUUAUAGAUAAGACCGAUUUUUAUUAUUUUAUUGGUUAAACUGCAGCCAAGCAUCUAUCAUUUCACCAGAAUAAGACUCAAUAUUUAGUGGAAAGGAGCAUCAAGUUCAUCACUUUGCACAUUCACCACCCUAUGAAGUUCAUUUAUUUAAUCUGAAGCCUACUUUAAACUGCAUUGUUUCCCGAGUUGUAGUGGGAGAACCAUAAACCAUAUCAUCGCGUGACUCCCGAGUUUACUAAAAUAUUAUGGUUAUUAUAUCAAUAUUUGCGCAUAAAGGUGUUUCACCCCCAUUGCACAAUUCAUUUUAGAGACACAAAAAGAUGCCACCAUAAAAUUGUACCAGCAUUUCCUGUUUCCAUCAGCCCUGUCAAUAAUUUUAUGCGUCAGGUAAUUAAUUUGCAUGAAAUGGUUGGAUGGAAACCUGGUUAAUGAGUUUGCAAGUUCAUGUACAAUAUCUAUGCCUUUGCCCCCAAUGUCAUUUUGUAGGCUUUUCUGGCUAUGUCAUCUCAACUAUACCUCACGUUUUCAAUAAAUGACCCCAAUAUGAUCAACACUCAGAUGUCUGAAAAGACUAGAGAAUUACAUUAUUUUCAUAUGCUUUUCCAGACGUUCCUCAUAGGUAACUUGACAUGAUUUCCAGUCAAGUCAAUAGGAAGAAAUCACCAUAGGGGGAAAAAAGAUUAUAGAAAAAGGACUACUUAAAAAAUAAAUCUUAUGUAAAAUCCAUCAGGACCUAAGUUGAACGAGUAAUGCAUUUCUCGCUCUCUAUAUAUUAAUCUUUAAUGCUGCAUUGUUGAAAGACCUGUAAGUAAGCAUUUCACUGUAAGCCUACACCUGUUGUUUAGGAAGCAUGUGACAAAUAAAAUUUGAUUUGACAGUGA